Stylophora pistillata is the source of this 2691-nucleotide messenger RNA. RefSeq names its product pleckstrin homology domain-containing family A member 8. Gene Ontology annotation, molecular function: ceramide 1-phosphate transfer activity; ceramide 1-phosphate binding. The record is from RefSeq and is a predicted model, not a curated record. Gene Ontology annotation, biological process: ceramide transport; intermembrane lipid transfer. NCBI's taxonomy places the organism in Eukaryota, Metazoa, Cnidaria, Anthozoa, Scleractinia, Pocilloporidae. Gene Ontology annotation, cellular component: cytosol; cytoplasm; membrane.
GUAGUGGCCCGUCGAUAGUGACAGAGAGGAACCCGAAGAUAAAUAACCUAAUCCGCAUAAGAUCGACAAACACUCAGACCUGUCUCCGAACGUACAACUUUUCCGCAGGGCUGCGUGAACAUUUUAAAGAAAGAAGUGCCGAAGAUGUCGAUAAUGGAAGGGACUUUGUGGAAAUGGACAAACUACCUUAGUGGUUGGCAGCCCAGAUGGUUUGUGCUGGAAGUUGGAGUGUUGGCAUAUUACAAAUCUCAGGAAGAGGUUGGACUUGGAAGUAGGGGAUCAGUGAAAAUGGCCUGUUGUGAAAUUUCAGUACAUCCUACAGAUGCCGUUAGGAUUGACCUGAAGGUACCUCCAGACCAGUACAUUUACCUUAGGGCUGCCACACCAGCUGAACGACAACAGUGGUUAGUUGCACUGGGAACAGCUAAAGCAUGCUUGACAACAAUGAAACAUAACGGCCACUCAGAAGUGCCUGGAGAAUCUAUGAGCCAGUUGAAAGAGAAGAUGCAGGAGCUGGACAUGUAUCGAAGUUUAUUACUGCAACAAAUCGGUACCAUUAAGAUGCUCUGCAGUAAUAAAGAGGACAACCAGGAAUUUGGAGAAGCUGCAACCAUGCUAUCAGCAACUUGUGAUGAAUUUCUCAAAAAUAUUUGUGAAUGUAUGGAUUUAGCAGAAAGUAAUUUUGGGAGCUCCUCAUCUUCGCCAUCUUCACCGUCAACUUCCAUGAAUAAGACUUUGACAUCAGCAAAGCACAGUGCUUUUCAAAAACAGUUACUCCAUGAUGGUCGUAGGUCUUCAUCCCCUCCACCAUCGCCAACCCCAAGUAUUGCCAGCUCAUUAAGUUCUACUUAUAAUGGACCACCAAGCGUCACAACCGUAAGUGACCAAUCAGUUCACAGCGAUAGGAUGACGUCAUCUGCUACCAAGCAGCUCAUGACCCAGACUCCUAACCAAGUCGUAGGGAACCGUUCUUCAACAAAUUCCUCUGAGCAUAAUGAUCGGAGGCACGUUCAAGCCAGCGGAGUGUCGGCCAACCCUAACCUCAAUCACAAGGCGAAGUACAUAGAAUUGUCUCGAAAUUCCCUCGAUUCACAGUCGUCGACUUCAAAUUCAGAGGAAGUUAAGGAGGAACCCUUAACAUUCUUCUCUGCAGCGCAAUUUAGGUUUGAAAACAUUCAGUUAGGACCAGACAAUGGUAUCCCUACAAAACUAUUUCUUUCAUCCUGUUCGUGUAUCCUACCGUUUCUAGAUGUUCUUGGAUCGACUGCAUUUGCUCCUGUUAAACUGGAUAUCAGCGGGAAUAUAAAAAAACUCGAAGCGAAACACGACACGGAUCCGAAAGCGUUUGUUACGCUGCAAAAUAUCGUUUACCAAGAACUUAAAAGCAACACUUGUACUGUGAAAAACUCAGCGACGGACGCUCUGCUUUGGUUGAAAAGAGCUUUAGAAUUUAUGCAAGUGUUUCUCGCUGAAGUUGUCCGAGGAGAAAAAGAUCUUGCUGUAGCGGCAGGCACGGCUUACGGCAAGACACUCAGGAGAUAUCAUGGCUGGGUCGUCAGAGGGGUUUUUGCAUUGGCAGUAAAAGCAGUGCCAUACAGAUCGGAUUUUCUUACAGCUCUCGCGACCACUGAAAAGGGCAAGGCCACUCACAAGGAUGUCAUACGGGACAUGAGGAUGUGCGUCGAGGGACUGGGUCGAUUUACGAACAUUAUAAACCAGUUAUACCGGAAGCACAAACUCGAUUCGGAGGAGACUGUGUGACUUCGUCACGCUUUAUUUCGGCGGAAUCUUUCGUGACACUGUCACGCGUUUUUCUGCCCAGCCCACGCACACAUUCAAAGCUUUCUUGCUUGGUGUUGUGUGGUUAAACACAUAGCGUAGUUCAAAAUUUAUUUUAAUUCAAAAUUAUUAUUAACUAAUUAAAAUUAAUAUUUAAGGACGACAGUCAGUAAAUAUCGAAUUAACUCUAGAUCUUGUUGCUAAAAGAAUGCGUUGGGUAGUGUUCACCGCACUUGCGUUCAACGUUCUACCGCUGUGGACUGAGUUCGAUUUCUAAAGGUGGUGGGAAAUGUGUGUUGAGUUCAUUGUUGGUUUUCCCUGUUGCUCUGAGGAGUUUUGUUUGGAAACUGUGGUUUUCUUCCUUCUUAAACCCUAACACUUCUAAAUCCGGUUCGACGUUGAAUCGGUACCAGGCUUCCCCCAAUACUCCCCAUGUUGUUAUUAUUCCUCGCGAAGUCUUCGAGCUCAGCGGAAGUUUCCAUCAGCCCUUUCACUCGCAAGAUUUCAUUAGAAAUUCUUCUUAUUGUCUGCAACACAAUUCUUAUGAUGUAAGUUUAGAGAUUUCGGUAUUGGGUCAACUAAUGAUCCACAAAUAGAUAUGUUUCUUCUCACUUGCCUGCUAGACGUUAGGUGGAAGUUGUGAGGAGAAAUUCUCUCUUAGUCACUUAUGGGAGUUUAGUGGUUAAGAUAGUAGAAUUAACAAUUCUCACGUGUUUUUUGUGUAGAGCAUUUGACUGCAAAAUAUAAUCUUUUUUCUUCAUUCGUGAAAAAAUUUAACAGGCAGGAAUAACUAUUCAAAAUCUCUUCGUUAUUCUCGCUUUUAUUGGCUGUCGGUCGUAAUAUAUUGAAAGAAAUCAAGAGGUAUCUAAAUGGGAUAAUAUAUCUUAUUAACCAAGCGCGAGGGCCGUUCUG